UUAAGUUGGCAGAAACCGUAGCAAACCCCAUCAAAGAUGGAAACCCAGCUCUCAAUGUUGGUUAUUCUCCUCGCUUCUUUUCUAACUGCAACUACUUUUGUUUCCUCCCAACUUCAAGACCCUGAUCUAGUAGUACAGGAGGUCCACAGGAAUAUCAAUGCAUCUAGGAGGCAGCUGGCCUAUUCCUCAUGUGGAAGUGGCAACCCCAUAGACGACUGCUGGCGGUGCGACCCUAACUGGGAACAAAACCGCCAGCGCUUGGCCGAUUGCGCCAUCGGCUUCGGCAAGGACGCAAUUGGCGGGAGAAAAGGCCGAAUCUACGUAGUCUCCGACUCAGGCGACGACGACCCUGUGAACCCUAGGCCCGGAACCAUCCGACACGCCGUGAUACAAGACGAGCCACUGUGGAUCAUUUUCAAGAGGGACAUGGUGAUCCAGCUGAAGCAAGAGCUGGUCAUGAACUCGUUCAAGACCAUAGACGGUAGAGGUGCGAGUGUUCACAUUGCCAAUGGACCAUGCAUCACCAUACAUCAUGUCACCAACAUCAUCAUCCAUGGGAUCAACAUACACGACUGUAAGCAGGCCGGGAACGGAGACAUUAGGGACUCCCCGAGCCACGCCGGGUGGUGGACGCAGUCCGACGGGGACGGCGUGUCGAUUUUCGGAGGGAAGCACAUUUGGGUUGACCAUUGCUCGCUGUCAAAUUGUCACGAUGGACUCAUCGAUGCCAUACAUGGAUCGACGGCCAUCACGAUUUCGAACAACUUCAUGACGCAUCAUGACAAGGUUAUGCUUUUAGGGCACAGUGAUUCGUUUACGGAAGACAAGGGCAUGCAGGUCACUGUUGCGUUUAAUCACUUUGGAGAAGGGCUCGUGCAAAGAAUGCCAAGGUGUAGACAUGGAUAUUUUCAUGUGGUGAACAAUGACUAUACACAUUGGGAGAUGUAUGCAAUAGGAGGGAGUGCUGCCCCAACCAUCUUAAGUCAAGGCAAUAGAUUUCUUGCACCGGAUAGAAGUUUCGAUAAAGAGGUGACAAAACAUGAGGAUGCGCCGGAAAGUGAGUGGAAGAGGUGGAACUGGAGAUCCGAGGGGGAUUUGCUGCUGAACGGCGCAUUUUUCCGGCAAUCGGGUGCCGGUGCAUCGUCAAGCUAUGCGAGGGCGUCGAGUCUCAGUGGAAGACCUUCUUCUCUUGUGGGUGCGAUGACUGUCACUGCCGGUGCACUUAACUGCCGGAGAGGAUCCCGCUGCUAAUUAAUAGUUGUUUGCCUUAAUGAAUGCAUUCACCGCGGAUAUAUACUAUAUCGUAAACAAAAGGGCUAUGCUACAACAACAUUAUGGAUUAGUCCUUUGCUGCUAUAUAUGUUGCGGUUAAUCCUAAAUUACAAGGCUUAAGUUUCUUUAUUAGUAUCUUAAUUAAGGACUUUCAACCUCUGUACGUUAACUAUUAAAGCUAUGUGUCUAGCUAGUAUGUUAUGAUUGACCUAGCUAGAAAGAGCUACUGCAGAUGUGUUGACUACUUUUGAAUAUAUAUUAUUUCCUAGUUUGAGUA
Rosa rugosa (rugosa rose) is the source of this 1549-nucleotide messenger RNA. Its product is annotated as pectate lyase-like. Bases 37 to 1251 code for a protein of 404 amino acids. Lineage: Eukaryota; Viridiplantae; Streptophyta; Magnoliopsida; Rosales; Rosaceae. The record is from RefSeq and is a predicted model, not a curated record. Gene Ontology annotation, molecular function: pectate lyase activity. The transcript is spliced from 4 exons.